AUGGGGGGAAAGACGGACCUCGCUGCCAUGCUCGAUGCUCUGGGGAUGUCAGCAGAGGAGAAGCUGUCUGUCAAGGACGUCCGCUCUUUGUGCCACAGUAUCCUCCAUGUUUCUGUGGGCCCAGAUGAAGUCCAGCGAGCCGCCCAGAAGGUCACAGGAGACAACGUCGGCUUGUUUUUUCAUGCCGGGAAACUUCUAGACACUCUGCUCGAGAUUGAGAGAGACCGCGUUGCCAACGAAGACGUAAUCAUCGUCACGAAGGACAGGGACACGGAGAGCAAGGAAUUCAGGAUGUCAGAAGCCCGAUUGCACACUGUCCUGCCCUCGCUAUGUAUCGGUCGUGGGGGUGACGUAGAAGCGGAGAGUGCCGGAUUCAGGUGGAUGGCCCCUCCCAGGACGGACCCGCUACAGGACAUGGAGGAGAAGUAUGCCAUUCUCCGACGGAAGCUGCUCACGGAGAUGCUACAGGAACACUACGGGGUGGCAUCCUGGGAGGCCCUGUUGCCAUGGCAGCAGGAGGAGAGGGUGGAGGAGCAGGAGGCCUUGGCAGAGGAGGUGCUGUGUGCUGCAGACGAGCUGGCUCUCUGCGAGCUCCCUGGGGCUUUUCGUCGCUACCGGAGCUCAGAUCAGGUGCUCCUGAGGAGGUGUCGGGAGGAGGUGUGCGCGGAGGAGCUGCAGUGGACGGCAGCCUUAUCGCUCAGAGAGCUGCAGUGCAGCCGGCAGCGAGAGAUCGGCGCCCUGGCGUUUCUCAUGGGAAGCUUAGACGUGACGGGCUUGCGGUUGCUGUCCCUGUGUGUGAGACUGGCUACUAUGAGGGCAGAGAGAGAGAAGCACUCACACACUGCUGCCCUGGCUGCUAGCCUGUCCUGGGAUAAGUGGCCUGAGGUGGGCCUGUCGCACUGUGAAGAUUUAGCCAGGUAUUGGCUGGCUGAGGAGAGUCCUUGGGCCAUCUGUGGAGAAUCUGAGAAGGCCUCUCCCUGCAUGCAGCAGCAGGCCGUGCUGCAGCAUGUGUUGUCCUGCCAUGAGAAAGAGAGGUGGUUCCUCGUGGAACUGCUCCACGCGGUGACCUUGGAGGAGCUGGCAGGAGAGGAGGAACCGCAUUCGUCUGACGCAGAGAAUGUUCCGGAAGGGCUGGCCAUGCUAAGAUUGGCGGUCAUUACAUGGCUGAGGAAGACGAGGGCUGUGCUGAAGACUCGGUCCUGGGGUGACUCUGCGCUGUGCUUACUGACUCACCUAAUGGAGCUGCAGGAGGCCGAGGUCAGGGCCGUGCUGAGGGGCCUGCUGCACACCCGGAUCGCGCUCGGCGUCGGAGGCGAGUCGCGGGAAGUGCGGCUUUUCGACCUCUACUCCACAAAGGUCAAGACCAAGAGGAUCUUCCAGGACAUGAAGAUAGCAGACAGGGUGCCCCACUAG
Molecule: messenger RNA, 1413 nt
Organism: Brienomyrus brachyistius
Lineage: Eukaryota; Metazoa; Chordata; Actinopteri; Osteoglossiformes; Mormyridae
Exons: 12
Coding region: 1-1413 (470 amino acids)
Source: RefSeq, a predicted model, not a curated record